AUGUCGAACGAUUGGCUGUGGUUUCAACUAUAUUACUAUAUCAUCUACCUCCUUGCCGUCUUGGCCAAGGGAAUGCUACUCUAUACCAUGUGGAAAGCUCCCGGCUUCUGCGCCAAAUCCUGCCGGAUCGUUUUCCUGAAUACGCUAAUUGCCGAUUUUCUAAUAUGCACCAAUUUGGUACUGUUGGUGCCUAGACGAAUGCCAGCGGGGGAUAGCAUUGUUCUAUUCGCAUAUGGUGUCUGCUCAGCCGUGCCGGGCAUGUGCGAGUUCUUAAACGUUCUUUGGUUUGUUCUGCUGGCCGACGGAUUGAUGGCGAUUACGGUGUCUUUUUUCUACCGGUAUUUCGUGCUGUAUCAUCGCACGUUCGAGCCGAAAUGGUCUUUUGUGCUUUGCGUUGCGCCGUAUUUGAUUGGGAUUCCGUUUUUAAUCAUUGGUCCAAACCUCUCAGUCACCGGAGCGGAAUUGACACAGAUAGCUGUCCGCGAAAACAUCGAGAUCCCAGUGGGGACUGUGAACUUUGGGUACAGCACCUUUCUAACACCGCCCUUACUCCUUUUGCAUACCUAUGCUUUGUAUUUGACGCCUGUGCACUGUAUCCUGAUGUUCUGGUUCCGUUAUAAGGUGAACAAGUAUCUCGAUAAAUCGUGGGCGCUGAGUCGUCAAACCUUGUCUAAGCAUCGGGCUUUAGUGAAAGUGCUAACCAUUCAAAUGUGUAUGCCAUUAGUCCACAUGCUAAAUAUCAUUAUCUACAUCCUCGAGCAAACUUCCGUCUUAAAGCUGGCCUAUUUUGACUUGGCUUUUGUUAUGAUAAUCCACCUCUGCGCAGCAAGUGGCGGCUUUGUCUCCCUAGCCAUAAUUCGGCCAUAUCGAAAAGAAGUUGUCCGACUAUUCCAUCGUAUCACUACAAACUCCAGUCAUGUCUCUUCCAUCUCUGACCAUUCUCUUCCACCAAUCAAAACACCCCUC
This is a messenger RNA of Mesorhabditis spiculigera, 966 nucleotides long. The record is from the annotation of a GenBank genome assembly. NCBI's taxonomy places the organism in Eukaryota, Metazoa, Nematoda, Chromadorea, Rhabditida, Rhabditidae.